Pungitius pungitius (ninespine stickleback) is the source of this 3630-nucleotide messenger RNA. RefSeq names its product G protein-coupled receptor 160 (gene gpr160). Bases 673 to 1575 code for a protein of 300 amino acids. NCBI's taxonomy places the organism in Eukaryota, Metazoa, Chordata, Actinopteri, Perciformes, Gasterosteidae. The transcript has 4 exons. Gene Ontology annotation, cellular component: plasma membrane; signaling receptor complex. The record is from RefSeq and is a predicted model, not a curated record.
AUAAACACAGAUACAUCAAUAAAACCAACACAAACAAUUAAAGCAGAGUAUACAACUUUCCUAGUAAGUAGCCAGGCUUUUUCACUCCGUUUAAUUAAGGCUGCAGUAUUUCCUUUUUUUUGCAUAUUGAAUAUUAUACGCUUCACCUCCUCAUUUAUUUCCACGAUCAGUUGCUGCUUGGCGGGUGAGACGCAUGCUGCGCGCGGCGUCUUCUCCAUUCGUGCAACAGUGAACGUGUGAUCGAUACCGUGGUCUACUUAAGGAAGCCGUGGACGCGCACUGAUCCCAGGUACGUGCACCUGGAUCGACUUGGCGCCCCCUUCUCGUCCCGACUGAGCCGCGACGAGCGGGUCCAAGCUGCGCUUUGUCUCUACUUCUGUGCCAUGACGGUCCGGUUCAGCUGCCGCCAGGCUGGACAUUUGACACCGUGCUGAAGGAAACGGAGAUGGACAAACAGGGCCGCGUCUAACAUCAGAGGACCUCGGUCACACAGCUGUCUUUAUCUCAAACACUGAUGAGGCGCCUCAGGUUUCUGCUGCAAGUGGUAAAAAGGUUCCCAUAAACGUUGAAGAGCAGCCUGGGUUUCUGUCUCAAUGCACCGGAAAAAGCUUCGGUGAAAGCGCAGUUUCAGUCCCACGGUCCCUGAAACUCUGGUUGAAAAACCGCGGCGCCAUGAACAUCUCCAUCACCGGCAUCCUGCUCGGCCUGGGAGGAAAAUGCCUGCUCGACUGGGCUCUGGUGUUCCUCCAGAGGAGCCACAUCUGCCGCGGCUUCCUGGGAGUUUUCGCCGUUUCCCUCGCCGCCGCGGACACCGUCCUGGCCCUCUCCGUCGCCGCCGUGCACGCGCAGGCCGGCGGAUACAUCUCCCUCCCGGGCCUGACUCUGACCAGGUACCACGAGUGCCUGCUGGUCCAAAUCUUCGGGCAGCUCUGCAGCGCUCUGCAGUGGCCCGUUGCCCUCGCGGCCGCCCUGGACCACCUCCUCGCGGUCACUCGGUCGCCGCCGCCGCUCGCCGGCGGGGCCAGACCGGCCGCCCGCGUGCUGGUGACCGGCCUGCUGUGGUACCUCGCAGCCGCCCACGUCUUCCUGCUGUCUGACUUCAUUCCGGUCAUGGAGGAUGUGCCUCACAACCAGAUAAACCAGUGCUGGGUUUCCCACAGCAGCCCCGUGCUGCAGGUGACCGCGGCGCUUCUCCUGGCGCUGUGCUGCGGAGCGCUGCACGCGGGGCGCGGCGAGCCAUUGUCAACCGAGCUUUCUUCGAAGGGCCCGAUCGCAGAGGAGAGCAGAGCUCACUCCGGGAGGGACGUCGCGCGCCAAGCCGCGCGUAUAUUUCUGAGCACGUGGGCCCCGUUCCUGCUGCUGCUGGCCGUGCUGGCGCUGCUCCCCGUGGGGCUGCCCGCGCACCUGGCUCUGAACGCCGGCUGGCUCUGCUUCCUCAACAGCCUUCUGAUAGCGGCCAUUUUGUGCGCGGUGCGUCCGGCCUCGUGGACAACGCAGGGGCCGGCGGCGGUUCCUCCGGACAGCUUCUCAGAGUGGACAUUUCAAUUGGUCUCGACUGGCGAGGACCAGACGUGAGCGGCUGCCUGGACCUCAUGGAGAUUUAAAUUAACCAGAGCAUUUCUGAAGAAUAGUUGGGCAGUUGCUAAGAGGUGUGUGUGUGUGUGUGUGUGUCCGUCUGUUACUGCUUCUCUUUGGCCCACUACUGGAUGGAUCGCCGUGAUUAAUAUAUAAUAGUUCAUACCAUGAAUGUGUUUAUAUUUGAACGGAUUAAUCGAAUCACACUUUCUACGUGUUGACUUUGCAGCCUUGCCAUCAAGAUACACUUGAUUUGAAAAUCUAAAAAACAUUUACAGGCUUGACAAUAAAUGGUGGGUUGAAUGAAAAUGUCUUCUCUACAUGUUCACACUAAAACGAGUCAUAGGUCACGCGUUGACCGUCCCGAGUGAUUAACUGGCUGGUUCUUUACACGCAGUAGUGUUUGAAAAGUCUCUGGAGACGACGCCUUUUUUUGUUGCUAGUGCAGCAAUGGCUUGUUUGUUCAUUGUGGUCCAGUCUGACCUCAAGCUAACGAGGAAGUGAUAAAAAGGCAAAAGACAUCGCAGGUUUGACACUACAGAACUUUACUUGAAUUUGAUCCAAGUUCAUUAUCUAUACAGUGUAUAUUUACAAGAUCUGAAAUCAGGGGAAGGGCAAAAACAGAAGAAAAGAAAAACACUAGAUACAACUGAGGUAUUGGCUAAAAGCAUUUACAGGUAUGUCAUUUACUAGUAAAUAUCCAUGAUGAUAAACAUUUAGAGAUGCAGCUUCUUCUGCUUAAAAAACAUUUUUAUAUCACAACAUGAGGUAGGAGAACAGUGUCUCGAUUCAUGCAAGAACAAAAGUCUCAUCACACUGUAGUAUUGGCAACAUAGUAUGCAAUGGUCAAACACAGACACUGUGUUUCAUGUUUCUGAACAGCAUCAAGGGGAAAAUAGGAUAUUUUUAGCAAAGCCAUGAUAGAUUUAUUUUAUUUUCUAUAGAAGGAAGUCUAUAAAUUAAAACAUGGCGCACCCAUUCUUAGUAACCAGUUAUCUGUGUGCUCAAUCACCAAUGCAGUCACACCGGGUUUCUCCCAUAGAAUAAUCAUUGGCCAAAAUGACUACGCAAACUAGAAAAAGCUCUUGCGACAGGUCAAAGGUUUCCGUGGAUUUGUUCACUAGUUUGCUCCACGUAGCCAAUAGGCAAAUAGUACGUAAAUCCUGUAUUCAAAUGUGUCCAUGUGGUGGUGGUUCACCUUGUUUUUCUGGUCUGUUGGGCAAACGUCAAACCUGUAAAACUUCUGUACAAAGCAUACCCAAGUUCUCAUAACACUGCAAAAUGCAAAAAAAGGCCCAGCAGACAGUGAUCAAUGGGAUCCUUCUCCACUUUCAUUUAGCCCUUCUAUUAAAUGGACUGUCAUUAAAGAGGCUGAACAUCGCCCCCUUGUGUAUAAAAUGCAAAUUACAAAGUCAAUUCGGAGCAAACAUUAGUCGUCAGCUCAUCUGAUGGAUUUAAAGAAUUUUUAGAUGCCUCUGAAGUCCGUAAAUCUAAUACUGAUGAUCUGUUAAGUGAUGUUCACACAGCAGGACAGGAAUAAAUGAUCAGAUUCAGAAAACACUUUUAGUCCAAAGCUACAUGAGCAAAUUAUUUUCUUUCCCUUUACAAAGCUGCUGUGUGUCAGUGGGAGGCCAACACACACACACACACACACACCGUCUCUCGCUCUCAUACGCACACCUCAUUUUCAAAUCAAAUUAGGCUACAUUUUACGUUUAUUAUCAUCUAAAUUAAUAUCUUGUCAACCUGUAAACCAAUGAUGACAUGUUCGAUGUUCAUGCAUAAGAGCAGUCUUAUCUGUGUGUUACGUGAGGGGAAACAUCAUCUUUUUUUACAAUAAAAAAAAUUGAUAAAUUAGCCCGUUGACACAAAACCUAAGGGGCAGCAAAACAUGCAUAAAAAAACAUCUUUGUUUAGUUUUUUUUCUUCCAAAAAUGCAUUUUCUUAAACAAAUGUUUCAUUUUCAAUUUAUCUCAGAGGGUGAAGGGGUUUAAUAAAGAAGAAAAGCUCAUUACAUUACACGUUCAACAGUCUGUCAAGAUGAAAUCCACAAAA